Molecule: messenger RNA, 2367 nt
Organism: Recurvomyces mirabilis
Lineage: Eukaryota; Fungi; Ascomycota; Dothideomycetes; Mycosphaerellales; Teratosphaeriaceae
Exons: 4
Coding region: 1-2367 (788 amino acids)
Biological process (GO): long-chain fatty acid import into cell; very long-chain fatty acid metabolic process
Cellular component (GO): peroxisome; lipid droplet; cytoplasmic side of plasma membrane
Molecular function (GO): long-chain fatty acid-CoA ligase activity; very long-chain fatty acid-CoA ligase activity; long-chain fatty acid transmembrane transporter activity
Source: RefSeq, a predicted model, not a curated record
AUGUUCAAGGAUGAUGUUGAGGCGCAGAAGUUCCUUCGAGAGGAAAAGAAGGUGUGGGGUGCGACGGAGAAGUUGAGUGGAUUGGUCGGAAAGGCUGGAGGAUUUGAUGCGAUUUAUUAUGUUGGUGGACAUAGACGUGAGUGCUUGCUUGGUCACUUUCUGGGCCUCUUGUUGACUCGCUCUCCCUGUGCCAUGUUCGACCUUGCGACCGAUGAGUCGUCUAUCAAGCUAGUGCGGGAGUUCUACGAAGCUGGGAAGGUCACAUCAGCAGUCUGCCAUGGCCCAGCAGCCUUCGUUGAUGUCAAGCUUUCGGACGAUAAGUACAUCGUCUCGGGUCAAACGGUCACCGGUUUCUGCAACGACGAAGAGGAUUCCAUCAAUUUGUCAAGCGCCAUGCCUUUCAUGCUUGAGACAGUGCUGAAGGAGCGAGGAGCGAGGAGCCACCUUUGUCAAGGCGGAGCAGAAUUGGGGUCCCAGAGUCGUGUGCCCGUGACAGCAGCCAUAGCAGGCGUCAGCGCCGUCGCUGCAUAUCUGGAUGCCAAAUUCCACAUCUCCCACGACUUGAAAGCUGGCAGUCUCAACAACGCCGCCGCUGAAGCUCUGAACUUCGUCACAGAAAAGUACCUCCAGAAACGACUCACUAUCUACCACCUUAUCGAAGACAAUGCGCUUGGUCCAAAAGCUUCCAACCUCUUCCUGGAAUUCGAAGGUCGAUCUUGGACUUACAAACAGUUCUACGACGAUGUGCAGCGGGUGGGGAAUUGGUUGAUCAACGAUCUUGGUGUUCAGAGUGGCGAGAGGGUUGCUAUUGACGGGUCGAACAGUGCGGAGUACUUGAUGCUUUGGUUUGCAUUGGAGGCAGUUGGAGCGUGCAUUGCAUUUAUCAAUUGUAACCUUACGGGUGAUCCGCUUGUGCAUUCUGUGAAGCUUUGCAAGUCGAGAUACAUCAUUGCCGAUCGAGACGUGCGGCAUCUGGUCGAUCCUUGCAGUGCUCAAUUUGCCGAGUACAAGAUCAAGCCAGUAUACUACGAUGAGGCCUGCUUCGGAUCGCUGGCAUCAGCUGGACGCAUCCCACCAGACAGGACAGCGGAGCUCCUACCCACUGAUCUGGCAUCGUUGAUUUAUACAUCAGGGACAACAGGUCUGCCGAAAGGUGUGAUGAUCACGGCAGGACGUCACGUAAACACAGCAAGGUCAAUCUCAACAUACCUCAAGCUGAAACCAAACGAGAAAUUCUACACCUGCCUCCCACUCUACCACGCCGCCGCGCAGAGCUUAUGCUUGACGCCAUCGAUCUUCGCUGGCUCGGCAAUUCGACUCGGCCGCAAGUUCUCGCAUAAGACGUUUUGGCCUGAAGUCUGCGAAUCUGGCGCCAAUAGGUUGCAGUAUGUUGGCGAGCUGUGUCGAUAUCUCGUCAAUGCUCCCGUACAUCCACUGGAACGAGCACAUAAUCUGCAUGAAGCUUGGGGUAACGGUUUACGUCCAGAUGUGUGGGAGACCUUUCGCACUAGAUUCGCCAUCCCAGUCAUACAUGAGUUGUACGCUGCUACGGAUGGCUUAGGUGCCAUGUUCAAUCGCAAUCGGGGCGGAUUCUCCAGUGCUGCUAUAGGUAUUAGAGGCUCGAUAUGGCAUUGGCGCAAUGGCAGAAACGAGGUUCGAGGGCGAAUCGAUGCUGAUACCGAGGACUUGGUUCGUGACUCCAAUGGCUUCGUGGUCAUGGCUCGGACGGGUGAGGCUGGCGAGGUGUUGCAUCGUGUCGAUCCCGCUAUGGCUGAGGCAGUGUUCAAAGGCUACUUUGCCAACGAGUCAGCAUCAGAGAAGCGUUGGCUACGAGACAUCUUCGAGACAGGCGAUCUCUUCUUUCGAAGCGGCGAUGUCAUGCGGGUCGAUGCUGAAGGCCGGGUAUACUUCGUGGAUCGACUAGGCGAUACCUUCAGAUGGAAGAGCGAGAACGUUUCCACCAACGAAGUCUCCGACACGCUGGGAUCCUUCGACCAAAUCGCCGAAUGCAGUGUCUACGGCGUAGCUGUGCCAGGAGCUGAUGGUCGGUGCGGCUGUGCCACUAUCGUGCCUGCAUCAUCAACCUCACCUGACAACAUGGACUUCGCUCGUUUGACUGCGCAUGUGAGCAGUCGGCUGCCUCGCUACGCCGUGCCUGUCUUCCUUCGAAUAGCUCCUGAGUUGGCGUAUACAGGCACGUUCAAGAUUCAGAAAGGCCAGGCAAAACGAGAGGGCGUCAAUCCCGAUCUCAUCGAGCAGGCCGGUAGCAAGGACGUGGUUUACUGGCUACCUCCAUCUGGAUCCUGCUAUGUGCCGUUCAAAAGGAAAGAUUGGGAGGCGUUGGAGGCUGGAGAUGUCAAGCUGUAG